Molecule: messenger RNA, 459 nt
Organism: Schistosoma margrebowiei
Lineage: Eukaryota; Metazoa; Platyhelminthes; Trematoda; Strigeidida; Schistosomatidae
Source: the annotation of a GenBank genome assembly
AUGAAUAAAGGAGAUAAAUAUUAUGGAUUUUAUAACGAAUUAUUGAAAUCUUCAAUAUUAUUCAUCAUUUUAUGUUUAUUUCAAGGACAAAAUUUUAAAAUUGUUCAAGGUGAUGUCUUAUUUCAAUUUAAUAUAAUUCCACAUAACUUAUCGAAUUUUUUACGGUUGUUUUCAUGUAAACAUUCGGAAGUUCAUUCAAUAGAUCAUCGAUUUAAUAAUCCUCUUGUUUAUGAAAAAGAUGAUAAAUUACUUUCGCCGUUUUUAGACAGCUGUAUUUCUGUUAAAAUUUGUUUGUUACCAUUUUCUGAUUUAUGGAGCUUUAAUGAUUUUACACAUUGUAAAUAUGGAGUCACAGCUGAAACACUAUCGAAAUCAAAUUUUCUCGGUAAUUACACCAAAAACAACAUAUCAAUAGUGUAUAAAGAUGUCUGGCCUGUAAGUUCAUUUGCUACUGCUUGA